GCAAGACAUGCAGUGCAUUUUCCUGCCGUUUAGGAAAGCAUUUAUUCCAUUUGUGUAUUUAUUCCAAUAUGUUUUUCUGAGGUUUUGUUAGUAAAAAAAUGUAUAUUAUUUAAUCACUAAAAUGUUGCAUUUUAAUGAAAUAUUUUUUUGUCUUAUGGAUUUUAUACUGUAACCACGUGUCAAACUGUUAACUUGUAUUAAACAUAUGCAGUUGAUACUUUAUGUUCUGUUGUGUACAUUGCCAAAUAAACAACAGUUUAAAAGUGACUUAUAUUCUUCAUGCCAGUCUCUCAUUAUUAUUCCACAACUUUUAAAACUGAAGGUGAACUAAAUAUGGAAAGUUAUUAUAUACAGGUUAGCUUGCAGUCGUGGACUUUACAAAAUGGUCACCCCUUAUGCAUAUUCUCAAAAUUAUUCUAGCAAUAGAAAUUCAAUCAGGAGAGACUAGUCAAAUAAAGAAAAGAUCAUUGUUUAUUGUCAACAGAUGAUAUGUGUUGAUAAAGUCUAAGAGUCUUUGGCGCUUGAACUCUACAGGGAGAUUUGUUAUUAAGGGGCCGACUGCCCCAAUCAGCAACGAGAUAGACCCCCCUGUGGAGUCCAAGCCUGGUGGUGGUGCUGAUGAGGAGGGGAAAACAGUUUGCCUUCAUCAAAACAGAAUAAUAUAAUAUAUAAUAAUACGAAAUUUCGAAAUUCUUUCGACUAAUCCAGGGGUUCUCAGACUUUUGUACCUAAAGGCCUACUUGUGGUUGUUUAAGAAAAUCCAAAGAAAACCUUUCAAAAUUAAUGAGGAAAAAAACAUAAAAUGACCAAGAAGAGAGUAAAAAUGACAUUUCAUAUAGCUGACGCUUUUAUCCAAAGCGACUUACAAUCAUGUGACAUUCAUACACCGUAGACACAGCUACAGGGAGCAAUUCAGAGUUAAGUGUCUUGCUCAAGGACACAUUGACUACGGCGGGGAUGGAACCGCCAACCCCCUGAUUGAAAGACCACAAAAAUAAACUUGGCUUAAAAUAGGUGUUAUGCCUCUCUGUCAUCUGUAAUGACAAAAACAUAUAAUCUGCUCACUCUCACCCAUCACUUCUUGCCAUUGUCAAUCCAAAUUGAAUGUUCUGGUUGAUAUUUUCUCACCACAGAUGUUGGAGCUUUAACGAAAUUAUUUUGUACUAGCUUUGUUAAUAAUGACCCAAAAUGUAAAUUAAUCUCACUUCAUGCCAGUACCUCUAAGGUCCACUAGAUGUCUCUCUUAAACCCAGUGGUUCAGAGUAGUUGCACUAAUCUAUAAAAUCUGGGUUUUGUUGAGUUUCAACAGUUGAUCCAGAAAUAAUAACUUAAAUGAUGGCAUAAAGGCCAAAUUAAUUGAAAUGGUUUACAUAAAAUACCUUAAACUGAAUUUGUUUUAUCAUCACAGUUCGAUUCACCUGCCCGGGUCAUGUGUUCGGCCUGUUUGACUCCUGUCUAUCCAAUGGAAAAAAUGGAGGCCAAUAAACGUAUCCUGCACCGCAACUGUUUCUGCUGUAUACAUUGUCAGAAGAAGCUCAGCAUCCACAACUAUUCAUCUCUUUAUGGACAGUUCUACUGCAUUUAUCACUACCAGCAGCUUUUUAAAAGAUCAGGAAAUUAUGAUGAAGGAUUUGGGCACAUGCAACAUAAAGACCGCUGGCUUCAGAAAGAUAAAGUCAAAGAUGAGCCAGCCGCUGCGUCCACUCCCAGUCCCAACGUGGCAAAAAGCAAUUCAAACACGUCUGGUGGAUCCAGAGAGUCCUCUGCUGGUGUGUAUGUGAAACAUGUGCCUGCAAAAGAAAUGGUUCCCAACUCUGGUGCUGAUGUUAAGGGCAAACAAAAAAUUAGCUGGCCACCAGAGAAGAAGCGUCGUGGUUUUAAUCCAGCACAGCGAUCAUACGUGAAGAAUACGAUAUCUGAGAUGGGGAGAGCAUUGACUGCAGAGCAUCACAACAACCAAACAACGAUCAGCCACGGUGGAGAAAUGAGAGAUAAAUGGAAGACAUUUUCAAGCUCCUUUACUUUAGGUGUCAACAAGCAAUCUAAGACAACAGGCUUUACCUUCGGUGAGAAGUUGCCAUCGGAGCAAACGAAAUCCAGUGAUCCAACCGAAGACAGCGUCUCCUCGACAGGACUUCCCUCCGUGGAAAGUGGCAAUCCUGUUACGAAACGGAAAUCUGGAGAGAAAAACGUGGCACCCACUUCAAAAACCAACAAUCAAGCAUUUAACAGGCCGGACAUCUAUCCGAAUAAAGCCAGGAAGUAUGUGCGAUUUGCUCCAAAUGUUGAUGUUGUUCAGUAUGACCUGUCAAACGGUGAGGAGCACAGGGCGCAGCUUUCAGACCAAACCGAACAGAGCAGCGUGAAUCAAUCCAGGGAUACAGAAGAGGGCAGUGAAUUUCAAUUGUCAUUAGAGUUCGGUAGAGAACAGCACGAAAGUGGGGCGCACCUUGAAAUCCCUGGAAAUAAAGGCCAUGGAAAAACAAGCAGUACUUUGAAAGAAAGAGAGCCUGUUGUUGAAGUGGAGGGCAUUCAAGAGGACCCACAGACUGAUAUAACGGUUCUGAAUGGACCUGUCGGCAAGGUUGAGGAAUCACUUGAUACUCAGAGUUUCACUGACACUUUUAAUUCAACUCAAGAGGAUGUGAAACACCAAGAGUCAUGUGAGGUAUCGCAAGUCAUUGCAAGAAACUUUGCCAACCCGUGUGAAUCAGAAAGUCCAAGCCUUCCGCACAGUUCGGCAGAACGUGUGCAUGGAGAGGAGGCCGGUCUUGGGAGGAGUGCAAAUCUGUUAGAAAAGACGUUGUCAGCCAAUGACAAUGAAAAUGGCAGAAGUCAGAAGAAGCCUGUCGUGAGAACAAACUCUCUGAAGGGCUCUGCAAAACCGGCUGAGAAGACAAAAGUCAAACUGGGAUCCUGGUCCACGGGAAAGAGUCCUAUGUCCAAGCUCUUCACAUCAGGUGGAAACAACAAGAAAAACAAGGUUGAACCGAAAGAUGUCAAACCUGGCGGUGGCCUCUUAGGAAGACUGUUUCAGUCAUCCUCGGAGAAGGCUGAGGACGUCACAAAAUUGUCUGCACGAGAUGAAAGAAAUGACAAAACACAGGAUGAUGACAAAAAGAGAGAGGAGGUAAAAGAGGGCGUUACAAAAGACAUGCAAAAGCAGGGCUACGAGUCUCAAGUACCAGCUCAGGGACAAGAGGCUGGAGGGCAGAUUAAGGGAGCAUCUUAUUGUAUGGAGCCCACAAUGGAGAGCAAUACAGAGCCAUCCAACCUGCACACAACUUCAACUGCUGAACCAGGAGAUGACCAAACUGCUGCCGAUCAAAUUGACGAGCAUGAAUCAGAUUUACAAAGCAAUGAGUCUACACCUGUAACUGAUCCUGGAAAAGCUGAGUCUCAAGAUCUCCCCAGUACCGUGGAGUCAGAGAGUCAAGCAUCGGAGGAGUCAAUCAAUCAGCUAAUAGCUGAGACCAGUGGUGAUGACAUUUUGACCGUUACAUUUAAUGCUGAGUUUUUGGGGCACAGUGUCAGUUCAGCCCCCGAUGACCCGUUGGCCAUUCAGAUCAAUACUAAUGCUUCAGCUCAGAAGCCAAAUGAAGUGCUCGAUGCAUCAGACGAAGGAGGACAAGACCUGUUGGACGGAGCGCUUCUCGAUCCCAACCCUGAACUUCCUCAAGAUUCCUCUAGUCCAAUCUGCCCCAGUGAUACCUGUGUAUCUUCUCUCAUGGAAGCUCCUUCCACUGAUACUCCCAGCCAGCUUGACGCUCACAAGAUAUCGUCUGAGAAUGACGCAACGUUUGUCCUGACGGAUCAGCUUAUCGUCCCAACCCUGAACCAAGAUGAGGCUCCGACCUCAAGUCCUUCUGGUACAAUGAGCCAGACAAGGGAGCAGGGUGCGGACUUUGACAUUUUUGGCUCAGACGACCCUCUGUUCGCUCAGCCACCGGCUGUGGAAGUAGUUUCUGCUUCUUUAAACCGACCGUCCGACUUUCCGGACGACAUCUUCGGAGUCAGUGAUGUCUUUGCGGUGCUGCCGUCCAGCCCGGCCACCACCAACUCCCUGAGUGAUUUGCUUGGCUUAGAAACAUCUUCUCCAGCUGCUCCUUCAGCUCAGACAGGUCUUUUUGCCAAUGACAUCUUUGCAUCAGAAACGCAGUUGCUGCCCGUGUCCGAGCCAAGUGAUGUUCACUUAUUGGUGGACAGUCUUCUCGUGUCUGAUAACAGCAGCACUGAGCAAACACCGGAAAGCACCAUCACAAAUAGAAGCUGGAUGGAUGAUUUGCUCGGGUAAAAGUUUACAUGAUGCUAUAUACAUCGUUGGAAAGUACCCACAAAAUAUCUAUAAAUAAAGUUAUAUGUUUUCAGAAAAACUUUUUUUUCAGACUUGAGACGAUAACCACUUCACAUUAAAUUAGUUUUUAAAAGCAUGGGUAAUAUUGAUUUAAUUUACUUUUGUCUAAUAAAAAAGAAAUCUUAUUUAACACAAUAUUUAACAUAUAUGUUAUAUUAAUUUAGUGUGGUAUUUACAGUGUAUGUCUUUACAUUACAGAUGAAAUUAAAUUAAUCCAAUUCAUAACAUAGAUGUGAUCUUAUUCCAAGGUUAAUAUGAAGAGAUGUAAAGGAUGUAACAUUUUUCAAAUGUGUUAAAGUGAGUCCACAUGUUAAAUAGUUAAUAAAGUGACACAAGGUGUAAUUUGACUGUGAAAUGUCUGUAUACAUACCAGAAAAUAAAACUUUAGAUUCUGAAAUGCUUUGUUCUAAUGUUGAUCAUUAUGGUAUACCAUUGCACCUUUAAAGCACUGAGUGAGUUUUGAUUGAUGGCCUCUUUAGGUUAAACUACAUUUAAAUGUCAGACAGCAUCUCUUAUACUAAACUCCAGGUCAACCCUUUUUCUUCCGAGAGCAAAAGUUUGACAUUUUUGGAAUUACGCUUACUUACUUGCUUAGUUCGGAUAAAACUAGCCCUGAUGCGUUUGCCUAUUGGUAAUCUGUUUGUUGUUCAAAGCAAAAGGACCAAUGACAGUUUUCUUUCAAUAGCGUAUGUUAAUUUUUACAAGAUUUAUGAAGCAUCGACUCAUAGCGGGUGGCCCCCCACCCAGAGACAGGUUCUGCCCAAAGUCCUGUUCGGUUUGUUCCUUACAGCAAUGAUGUUCCCGGGUUAAUGUGACCCUGGUGCAUGUUGAAUCAUCUAAGAGUUGUCAGAAACCAAACCAAUCUUAAUAAAUAUCGUUUGAACCUCAUCAACAACACCAUUACUCACAAUUCAAUCAGUUUUUAGGGGAAUGGAGUUAUUCACCCCUCCAGAGAUCAGAUUUCAAUUAAGAGAACUCACUCGUUUUCAUUAAAAAUACAUGUUUAAACAAUUUUGUAAGUACAUUGGAAAAUCCUAUAUAUAUAUAUAUACAGUAUAUUGCAUUAGUCUACCAUAACAUGGAUUUUUUCCUAAAUUGUAUUAGUAUUUCAAAAAUAAUUUUCAGAGAGAUAAAUAGAGAUGAGAGACCUCUGCUGUUCAUGGUUAUAUUGACCUGCUCACUCAAAAUAAAGCCAAAUGAGUUAUAAGGAUUUGUAUUGAAACUUUUGAAAGUCAACUUAAUUUAUAUUUAUUUACAGUGUUGAGAUACAUGUUAUAAAAGAUGACCAACAUGUUCUCGAACAGUUCGUCAGGGAGCUCAGAUCUCUUUUUUUUAUAACAACCACCUGAUUCUUUUGUCUGGAGUUUGAAAUGUGUACAAUUUUAUAUUUGGGACAUGUUUGUGAAAUGUGGUGAAAACAUGGUGGGAGUGAGUAAGAAGACAUUUUAUUGUUCUUAGAUUUUAAAACUGGGGCGAUUUUUCUUGUCAAUGUCGCUCACCCCAAUUCUGGGUCACUGUUAUUAUACAAUCUUGUUCUACAUGAAAAGUGUCUGGAGAUAAGUUCUUAUCUUUUUAUAGAUAAUUUAAUGUAACUGCUGCCAUAGAAAGAGCAGCAGCAGGAAGUGGGAGGGGCCUAUAUUUAUUGGGGCCUACAUACUCACACCUGAACUCAAGGCCCCCUUGAGUUCAGGUGUGAGCCCUUUUCUUUUCUCUAUGUACCUGUUGCAGUACCUUUAGUUGUUAAGUUAAAACUGAUAAACAUUGAGUUAAUUCUAGUUUGUUAAAGGAUCACCAAAUAUUGCAUUCUUUGAAUUAAAUGUGUAAUUAUUUCUGUUUUGAUGAAAAAUAACCCAGAUUGUGCCAGGCUCAUCUGUUCUUCACCUGUCGACAAUAAAUCAGUUGAAGUGGA
This is a messenger RNA of Pseudoliparis swirei, 6263 nucleotides long. RefSeq lists its product as uncharacterized. Gene Ontology annotation, cellular component: actin cytoskeleton; plasma membrane. The record is from RefSeq and is a predicted model, not a curated record. Bases 1430 to 4294 code for a protein of 954 amino acids. Gene Ontology annotation, biological process: actin filament bundle assembly. The transcript has 2 exons. NCBI's taxonomy places the organism in Eukaryota, Metazoa, Chordata, Actinopteri, Perciformes, Liparidae. Gene Ontology annotation, molecular function: actin filament binding.